UGCAGAAAGCCCUUGUGAAAUUAUGCCUUCAUUCGUUUUUUUUUCAGUAUGCCUGCAUUCCGGCUUUUCCCUUUGGACUGCAUGAAUCUGCUGAUUCUGCUUGAAGGGGAAGAGGAGAAAGGAGACAGCAGCAAGCAUAGAAGAAGAGGAUUAUUCUCAUGCCUUACUUGUGUUCGAUUGGAGUGGUCUUGCUUGUACUGAUCAUCGUCACCAUCUUUGCGUCUCAGGCGUGCUUCCUCAAGUCGUCCAUGACAAGGAAUUUCAUAGUUCCCAUUGGGAUGGUCAUGGAGACAGCUGGUAUCGACAACAAUGUCGCUGCAACCACGUCUAGCGAACAGAGCCUCCAAUUGGAGAGGCCUUCCUCUCACUACUGCCACAGCUAUUUUCUUAGUCGUCCUGCACGCCAUCACUACACUUCCUCAGCCUCGUGUGGAUCAUAUCCCAAUCAUUUCAAUGCAGACCGUGUUCCAAGCACAAGGACGGAGGACAGGAGAGAUCCAAGGGUGGGAGAAAGAGGUCAUACCUUAGAAGUUCCCGAGUUGGCGAACGACAGUUGCGAGGUACGGCAAUCGGACAAAGUCAUCCAACUGUUUGGGAACCAAACCAAGAUACCUUCGUCGGCGCUGGCAGCAACGGCUGUGAUUGGACGAGGGCAAGGCGGGGGAGGGAGGAGAAAAGCGCGAACAGUCAAAGGUGGGAGUAGAGUCAAAGCAGGUGAUGAAGCAGGAGCAACAGCAGGAGAAGAAGUCAUGCAACUGUUCAAGAAGCACACCAAGCAACCUUCAGCAAGAUUGGCGGCAGUGGCUGUGGCUGGACAAAGACAAGGAGGGGAGGGCGGAAAGGAAGGGGCAGGAUGUGUCAGAGACGACAACAAAGUAGAAGCAGCCAAGAGACCAGGAACAUCAGCAGGCGAUUUAGUUCCUCCUUCAGAGGUGCCACCAAUGCUAGCAAGUUCUAGGCACAAGCCGUAUGCAACUCGUUCCCACAUCCAGUCAGCACAGGAAACAAGCUCAAUUUCCUCAUGCAUAAGAUCCUUAUGUGUCGCAUUGAAUCUAACGUUCACCUUCAACCUCCCAUCAGGAGAGGAGGCGGCGUCUGGUCUGUUUACAACAGUGGGGGAGGGGCUGAACAUUGGUUCCGAUAAGAUGCAGUGGCCAUCUGGCGUCAGAGUAGUCGCAGACUUGGUCAACGAACAGCCUUCGAGACCGUUGACGUCAUCUAACCAGUCCAUAUCUGCAUCCUUAUGUGCUGCUCUUAUCACACCCUCCUUGCCAGCAGCACCUUUGUUAUCUUCACAUGUACCAAGUCAAGCAAGGGCGCUAUCGGUCUUGCCUGUGCACUCUGCAGCAGCAACAGCUAGGAAUCGCCCUUCCUCACCAGCGCUGUGCGAUGGAGAGUCCCUAGUGAACUGUGACAACUGUCCUCCUCCUCAUUUUGCCCCUGGCUUGACAAUGACGUAUUCGUCCUCGUCCCAAACGGCAGACAUCACAUCAGCAGCAUCACUUGCUGCAGACGCCGCAGACACUGCCACAACGGUGCAGAUUCUUACCCCCUCCUCAUCCAUGCUCUCAACCUACGGAGCCCUGCCCGAAUCCAAGUCCGGGUCUGCUGUCCCCUACCCCACUUUGACCGUUGCGCCUUCUGCGUAUUCCGACAUAUCAGAUACACAAGUGACACCAUAUCUCCUUGUUGCAGAUGCCGAAAGUGCUGCACCUGAUCUCCUUGCUGCAGGUGCCUCGAGUGCUGCAGAGACAGUUCAGACCAUCACUUACACAGUGCCAGUGUCAGCCAGUGAACUGGUGGUUGAUUCUUUGUCUUUUCCAACUCCAUCCUCUUCAGCUGUCCUGCCUCUAAGCCCGUUUCAAAGAUUGGGUGUGGCACUAGCGUCAUCACCUCCGGACACCGCAGGCUCGAUAGAGAACGCAUUGAGAGUUGUGAAAUUGAGUGAUGCUCAUGUAACACAGCGUUCCAGCACAGUAACUGCCUUAGAUUCACUUGCGCAACGCCGAACUUUAGCUGAGCUACACUCAGCAACAUUAUCGCCGCCAGCAUGUAGUCCUCCACUCCUUUCACUAUCAUCCUUGUGUGGUAAUGUCGUGCCAUCAACCUCUUCUUCUGCACAGCCGCAGAAGAUCUCGUCAGGUGCUGCAAUCACACACAGUACGUAUGCUGGACAUGCCUCAUCACCCGCAGUAUUGCAUUUCGAAAUGCCAUUGUUAUUUCCAGCUCCUGCGGAGAUCCCAAGGUCCGCAACUCAUGCCACAUCAGUAUCCCUGACGCCGCUGACAGUAUGCUCAAUGUCAGUGUGCUCCCCAACUUCGGAUCAAGUUGGAAUGUCGGUAGCUACUGCCACAUCAGCAUCCCUGGCUCCUCCUCCGACAUCAAUGUCCCAAGCCGCCACUAUGACGCCAACCUUCUCCUCAACUCCCCGCCGGGUUCCGAUCGCUGUACCUCCCGCCACAUCACCAUCCAUGGCUGCUCCUUCUACCUCAAUGACCCCAUCUGCCACUGUGGCACCAAUAUCCUCCUCAGCUGUAGAUCGGAUAUCAAUGUCCAAACCCACUGCCGCCUCACCGUCCCUGGCUGCUUCUUUGACAUCAAUGCCGCAAGCUGCUGCCAAUCUGACGCCAACAUCCUCCUCCCUGAUGACCCCGAUGCAGCGGGACUUGUCAUCAAAGACUCCUCGUCCAUCUUUGGAGCACCUUUCAUCUUCGUUGUCGAAGUCGUUGACUUCUGCUCUGACACAAGCUGCUGGCAUCUCAUCACUUCCCCCCCAACCAGUGUCUGGUUUCCCGAACUGUGAGCCUCGAGCAAACCCCGACACCAGCUUCACUUGUCCUGGACUUUCAACAUCAUCUCAUGGUAGAACCGAGCUGCUUUUUGAGCUUAUGCCUGAGGCUUGCAGUGGUGUUCAUCCCUUUCUAUCGGCAGGAUUGAAACAUCCAGGAGUGGCUAUGGAGGCUGCUGCCAUCCUGUCUUCAUUGCCAUGCAUUGAUCCUGCAAUCUUGGUCGACAACUUCGAUGGCAGCGUUCAGUUUGUGAGUUCUCUCACAGGUCCGGGAGCUCCUACAAGGCGCGAGUUCAUGGCACAGAACCUGACCGAGGAAACGGUGGACUACUGUCCCAGAACAGCGAUGACUCUCGUUGCGAAGAAAAAUGUGGAUUCCCCUCCAACAUCAUCGAGUUCGGCACCACUCUUAAAGUGUGGACCACGGGUACCAAUGACUGCCAAACGCCACGUGUCAACAGAAGAAGCCUUAAGCUUGGUGCCAGUAUCAGUAGAGUCCAAGCUGGGGCAACACAGUCUCGAAAUACGAAAAGAUUACGCCAGUGAUGAUGACGAUAACCAGUAUGGUGCUGAUAUCGAGAGCAGUGGAUUAUCAAUAGAUUUAUUGCUAAAAGAAGUGGAGGAGUUACUCCCAAGCUUGUAUGGACCCACCCCUGAGUCUCAGGAAAAUGAAGCUGACGAUCUCUCUCCCAUUUUCACUACGUCCAAAUCCAAACAUUAUGACUCACAAUUGUUCAUGAUGUCGCUUCGGCAUCCUGGGGCUUAUGCACAAGAAUCUGAACACGUAAGAGGAGGAGGAGGAGAAAGAGAACAGGAACAGGAACGUGAACAGGAACAGGAACAAGAUCUGAAGCGAGGAGACAGCGUGCCAGCUGUGCUGAACACUGAAAAACAUAUAAGAGAAGGGGGGGGGGGGGACGGAGGAGGAGGAGGCGAACAGGAACAUAAAGAGAAGAGUGGAGGUCGCAUGGCUGCUUUGCUGAGACAGCUUGCAAUUCCAAUCUGCGAAGUUUCACAAAGUUCAGCUCAAACGCUCGAAGAAGGGGAGGAAGAGGAGAGGGAGAGAGAUGAUGACCUGAUGACACUGUGGGGACAAAUCCCAGCUUGCAAACGCGUGCGUGUGAGGAGAUACUCAGUUGAAGCUGAAGCAGAAGAAGAAGAAGAAGAAGAAGAAGAAGAAGAAGAAGCUGAAGAAGAAGAAGAAGAAGAAGAAGAAGAAGAAGAAGAAGAAGAAGAAGAAGAAGAAAAAAAAAAAGAAGAGGAGGAGGAGGACAGGGGGGAGGUAGAAGAUUGGCAGGAAAGGAAGAGAGAGGACUCUGUGCCUCUAUUGCUCGGGCAGAUUGCAUUCCCAGCUACCAGACGCAUGUUUUACGGACAACAUUCAGCCCAAGCUCCAAUCCCAGUUUCACCUGAGGGACCCGUGGGCUGUGGAAACUGGCUGGGUGAAGACUGGCAGGGCAAACAAGGACCACUGGUUUCCUGUGGCACAACCAUUCUUCUUGCCGAUUCGGCUACAACCACAUGCUGUGAAACAACAACAUUGAUAGCAAGUUCGCCAUUCAUUGAUCGGAGAAGAGCUCAGACGCUGCCCGUGGCUAUAAAGUUAGACUGUGAACAUUCUGAAGAAUCUGAAGCCAAAAGUAGUUUCUGUAAUUUUGUGUUAGAUCCCCAAGAGCUAUGUGAAUCUUGGGUCAAUUCGGACCUUGGCCAUGGCUAUGGUGAUAAUGACACAAAUAGAGGGCACACUGGUGACUGGGGCUGGGAGAAUCAGGGACAUCCCUCAGUACUUGAAGCAGGAAAAUGGAGAGGAGGAGGAGGAGGAGGAGGAGCUCAUGGAAGUAUCCGUCGAGAUGGACAUGAUGCUGAUAACUCUGUUUCUGAGUGUGUCGCUUUUGGGCAAGGUGCCAGGAACAAGCAGUCAAGGCCAACUCAAGAAGUGAUGGUAGAGGGAGGAGGAGCAGGAGGAGGAAGAGGUGGACAAGGUCGCAGAGGUAGAGCUGCACAUGAAAUUGGUGACCGUGUCUCUGAGCUUAUGGCUUUCGCCCAAGGUGCGUGGAACCAGCAGCCACGGGCGUCGUCCCAAGAGGGGAUGCUGCACAGGUCAGCUCUUUUACCACAACUUCCUCGCCAAAGCCCAGCAAGCGAGGGGAAGGACGAGGAGGCCAGGAAAUUCGCGGAGAUGUUAGCGGACGAUUUCAUAUACAGACAGCAGUGUUGCUUCUCAGAAGGUUUUCCUGUGGCGUCAGCAAUAAUGGCAGUUGCAGUGUCAUCAACGCUGGAGGACGGACAUUGCACGGAUCAGCCGGAAUCGAACGAUCAGGAUUGGUAUCUUCCCGGGGACGUCAACAAUCUUGCAAGAGACGGAGCAGAGCCAGGGGUGGAAGACAGCUGGCAAACAGGGCCGCGUCCAAGUGACCGGAAAACUUCUGGGCCUUCUGGGCCUUCCAUUGCCGUGGCGGAGGUCGGCGGCAGACCCGGGAAUCGAGGGUUCACCACGCGGCCUACACAGAGUCUCGAACCAGGCCAAAAGCUUUGCCCAGAGGUUCAGCCAGAGGUUCGAUCUGGGGUUCGGUUAGACUAUCGACCACUGGUUCGUUCAGAAGUUAGGCCAGAGGUUUGGUCACAGGUUCGGUCAGAAAUUCAACCAACGGUUCGGCCUGAGGUUCCGCCAGAGAUUCAGCCAGAGGGUUGGCCAGAGGUUCAACCUCUGGUUCGGUCAGAGGUUCGGCCAGAGAUUCAGCCAGAGGGUCAGUCAGAGGUUCGACCACUGGGUCAGUCAGGGUUUCAGCCAGAGGUUCGACCUCUGGUUUGGUCAGAGGUUCGGCCAGAGGUUCAGCCGGAGGGUCGGUCAGAGGUUCGUCCGGUGGGUCGGUCAGAGGUUUGGCCUGAGGUUUGGUCAGAGAUUCGGCCAGAGGCAAACUCUGAGGGGAUUGAAGGAUGGCUGAAUGGAUCACACUCGAGUGGAGAAACGACUUGUGGACCGGGAGCACCCGUUCGUCAAGCGAAGGAGCAGCUUGUGUCCAGAGGUGAAGGUUGCACACCGAUGCCCACUCCCAAUCUGCCACCGAGUUUUGAGGAAACUGGGGCCUUGGCGGAAGCCCUGGAGAGGACGAUCGCCUUACGAGCUUCCUCAGAGGGCUUGGAAAGGGUCCCAACCUUCCUGCCAUGUCAUGGCUCCACGUGCAUCCGAUCCCUAGCAAUGGACGUGGGUGCCAAUAGCUAUCGCGGGUCUCGAAGCUCUGCCCUUUUGGAAUUCAUGGUGACGUCUGCAGAAGCACUUGGCACACAUGUGCCGCCGGAAAAAAUGUUGAGGAUAACGGAUAAAGGUUUGACCGGAGCUGGAGUGGAAAAUCAAAGUCAAAAUCGGGAGCCCAGUGAUUGCAGGCUGGAAUUGCUGGGAAACGGCUCCGAUAUCAGGCCUGAAAGAGGCUCUGAUCUGGAGACGCCUGUCACCCCCCUGGCAGAGGUUGCAGGAGCAGCUCAGAGGGGUCAAUGCUCGUUGACUAGCGGCCGGAGGAGUCAAUACCAGGCAAUGCGAGAUGUUGACCCCCACAACGAUCAAAUGCUCCAAAAUGACCCCCACAGAAUGAUCGACCCCGAAAGUGACCCUUCUGGGAAAAUGGCUGACCUCUGGCAAAAGGCUGACGCCCCAGACGACACGCGUGAAUUGGUUAAACCUCGAAAUGCCCUCCGUGUAAUGCUUCAUCUCCAGAAUGCCCCUCGGCAAACGGGGGAACCUCCACAAACGGUUGACCCCCAGGAAAUGAUUAACCCCCACUUGCAGCAACUAAAAAUAGCAAAACAGGGGUUAAAAAGGGGAGUAACGGCGAGUGCUCACACCUUGGAAAAAAACGAAGAGAGUCUCUGUGGAUUCGCCUUGAAAUCCAAAGAAGGGUCUCCUAUCGUCCAAAUCCCAGAGGAAGGAAUGGCUAUGGCUUUCCAAGAUGCUUAUCUCCAUGGACUGCAACGGGCUGAUGACCAUGUUACUGGUUCUGCUUGUGGUCCUUGUCCUGGUUCUACUUUUGGUCCUCGUUCUGUUCCCAAUGGCGAUUCUAGUCCUCCUUGUAGUCCUGCACAUGCUCCUGCUCCUGGUCUUAGUUCUGGUCCUGAUUCUAGUCCUGGACAUGCUCCUGUUUCUGGUCGCAGUUGUGGUCCUUCUUAUGGUCCAGAUGCUCUUGUCCCUGGUCCUACUUAUGGUCCUCCUUCUGGUUCUGGACAUACUCCUGUUUCUGGUCUUAAUUAUGAUCACCAUUCGGGUCCUGAAGAUGCACCUGCUCCUGGGCAUGCUCCUGUUCCUGGUCUUAAUUGUGGUCCUGGAUAUGCUCCUGUUCCUGGUCUCGAUUGUGAUCCUACUUCUUCUCCUGGCCAUGCUCCUGCUCCUGGCCUUAGUUGUGAUCGGGAUCUCAGUCCCGAUUCUAUUCCUGGAGAUGGAAGUCGAAGCGGAUUGCACAUCCACAAGGCGCAGGCUAACGUCAACUUCGAAAGAGUACCCAUGUCAUCCCCUGUAACUGUAAAUGAUCCAGUGACCUCAACAAAAUCAAAUUCUCAUGGAACCCUUGGGAUAGGCACUUUCAAGUCUUUUGAUACCAGCAGAUCAUUUCAAGGACCAGGUUCAGUCCAGCUUCCCUCACAAUUUUCCGUGCAAGGAUCUCCAGUCACCUUGGUCUACGCCAAGGACGAUGUGCUUUCACCUCUUUUGUCGAGCAACUCUAGCUUUUUCUCGGCGUUGACGAGCCAGGAUUCUCUUGUCUGCUCUCAGCCCAAGCCUCGGUUUGCUCUUGGUACUAGCCACAAAGCCUGGUGCAAUCUCUCAUGGGCACCACCGUUCUGGACCCCAUCAGUGCCUUCCUUUCCGCCAUCAUGCCCAUCAUCUCUCCUCGCAAUUCCUUCUCUUCAAACCUCUCAGACUAAUGACAGACUCCAGAAAGGAUGUGCCGCAUUCAUUGCAGAGCUGCCGCACCACCAGCAGGCUCCAAUUGCUUCUUCUCAUGACCCCAUUGAAUCCCGCACACUGCGCCUCCAGGAGAGCCUGCAUGACUCUUUUGUGUCUUCUUCAUUGGGUGAAGACUUAGAUGAAGCUUUGCGUGAAGACCCAGUCUUUGUCUCAAUGGCACCGACCAAACAACUUGAUCCCAGUGGCACGCGUUCAAGGAGUGUGAGUCCUCAACGCGAAGUUUCCCGCACCGAUCCAUCGGACCAUGACCGCACAGUGAAUGAGCAGGUUGUCCUUUCUCGGUCUGCAGAACUGUCUGCAGAUCUGACAGCAUGCCGGGCUGAAUGUCAGGCUGUGGACCAGGCCAUCACUCCAGUUCCCUCGUAUAUGCCGGAAAUGUCUCCCUCUUCCCGGAGUGUCCGUUCUGUUGUUCUUCAAGGAUGGUGGCCAGCAUUGGGUUCGGAGUCCUGCUCACACGUGCUUGCCCACGCACCUGAUCUAGAGGGCAUGCUUUUCUCCUCCGCACACCCAGUCGAUGAUGAGGGGCUGCCCUGCACAACUGAUGGUGCUCCAUUGUCUAGUGCCCCCAUCUCCGCCCCUCCAGGACCGACAGGCACAGUGCUAAGCCUGACGAUUCCACGAGCAGGAACCCACAUGGGCGAGACACUAAUGCAGUCUGGUGCAAAUACGUUUCUAGGGAACGCCUUUCCAGUGGCACCUGGAGCGGAUUCAGGCACAUCGCCUCCCAGUCAUGCAGCAAGCUCCUUUGCUGCUGGAGUGCCAUGUCUUGUAAUGCCGGGAACAGAGACACAGAGAUGGGAGAACCUUGUGUUGCCUGGUACACAUGGAGGCACAGGGAACUCCGCUGCAGUUGGAACCAAUUCUGUCCCAUUGCCUCAGACUCAUGCUGCCAUGUCCCCUGCCUCGGGAGCACAAGCAGGCCAAGUGCCAUCCCCUGCAAAUCCAGGAGGAAACCCACAUAGGGCGCUUGUGCUGCCUGGCACAGAUGCACUCUCCGGUAUUUCCGUUGCCGAUGGUCCUGACAUGUAUACCGUUCCGUUGCCCCAGAUUCAUGAUGCAGUAUCCCCUCUUUUGGGAGCCGGAGCAGUUCAAGUGUCAUCUCGUGCAAUUCUACGACAGACAUUUUUCACAGAAUCCGAUGCAGGGAAUUCCCUCUCAGCUGCGCGUGGAACAUACGCAGGUCCAUUGCCUCAGAGUCACAGUGCAAGCUCCACUGCUUUGGGAGGAGAAGCAGGCCAACCGUCACUUCUUGGGAUUCCAGGACCACAUACACACACAAGGAAGACCUCUGCGCUGCCUGACACGGAUGCAUGCGCAGGGAACACUUUUGCAUCUGCACCUGGAAAAAUGGAGACAGCUCUGUCAACGCAGAGUCAUGCCAUGAGAUCCCCUGCUCUGGGAGCAGAAAAAACAGGUCAUCGGCCAUCCAUCGCAAUUCUGGUAACAGAUACAGGGAAGACCAUUGUGCUGCCUGCAGUGCCUGGCACAGAUGCAGGCGCAGUGCACUCCCUUCAAGUUGCAGCUGUACCAGGAACAGAUGCAGGUUCAUUGCCGCCUAGUCAUCCCGGACAUUCUCUCGCUCCUGGAGCGGAAACAGAUGCAAUGCGACGCCUGACGACCCCAGAGGUGUAUGCACAUAUAGGGAAGUUCCGUGUGCUGCCUGGCGCAGAUCACUGCCAAGGGAAAUCCCCUCCAGCUGCACCCGGGACAGAUGCAGCUCUAUUUGCUCUCAGUGAUGCUGAGAGGUCCCCUCCUCCAGGAACAGAAGCAGGCCCUGUGCUUUCUCUUACAUUGACAGAAACGCUUGCACGUACAGAAGAGUCACUUCCACUGCCUGGCCCAGAUUCAGGCCCAGGGUACUCACUGCCAGCUCCAUCUACGACAGCUGCAGUCCCAGCCUGUCUCCUUGCGUCUGGAACAGACAUAGUCUCAGGUCAGCCCUUUGCACCUGGAACAGACGCAGUUCCAGGACAGCGCCUUACACCUGGAACAGCUGCAGUUCCAGCCCAUCCCCUUGGACGUGGAACAGGUACGGAUUCAGGUCAGCCCCUUGGACCUGGAACAGACGCAGUUCCAUGGCACCACCUUACACCUAGAACUGAUGCAGUUCCAGACAUGGUCUCAGGGCAGCCCUUUGCACCUGGAACAGACGCAGUUCCAGGGCAGCAUCUUCCACCUGGAACAGAUGCAGCUCCGGCCCAUCCGCUUGGACCGGGAACAGACACAGUUUCAGGCCAGUCCCUUGCACCUGGAACAGAUGCAGUUCCAGGGCAGCUGCUUAUACGUGGAACAGAUGAAGUUUCAGCCCGUCUCCUUGGACCUGGAACAGGUACGGAUUCACGUCAGCCCCUUGCACCUGCACCUGGAACAGAUGCAGUUCCACAGCAGCGCCUUACACCUGGAACAGAUGCAGUUCCGGGCCAACCACAUAUACCUGGAACAGAUCAAUGGCAGUCCCAAGCACAAUCUGGAAGAGCUACUGAUGCAUGUCUGCACGUUAUGCGAUUCCCAGAACAUCCAACCAAGGAAGAUGGUGGAAAGCUCCUUGCUCCAGCUGGAUCAGAUAGGUGGGAGUCACAUGCACCACAUGGCACAGCAGAGGCAAAGCAAUCUGUUGCUGCAAUAUCAGGGACAUCUGCAGACACUCGGCAGUUCCUUGCACUAGAGAUACCGUAUGGCAAUGCAGGACAGUCAAAUGAGCCCACUCCUGGAAAAGAUACAGAUAAUCCUGGUUUGCUUUCCUCGGCACCUGGAACAGUUCUUUGUCCAUGGGAGUCCUUUCCAGCAGCAACUGGCACAGAUGCAGGUGCAGGCACAGGCACCUUCCUUGCACUGCCGGGAGCAGGGGCACAUGCCGGGGGAGGGUCUUUUCCACCUGCAGCAGCAAUCACAGCACAUAAAGAUACGCCACAAUUGCAUUUAUUGCGGGAACCUACAUCAUUCGCAAAGACGUUUGGACUUCCUUGCACUGUGGGGUAUGAAGUCGCAGAUGCACGGCAGCUGCCUGCAGAAAUACUUGAAGCGGACACCAAUCCAGGGAAAUUGCUUGCACAAGCGCUUCGAACGACAUCGUAUGCAUGGCGACUCCACCCAGCUGCACCUGACACCAUUGAAAAUGCAGAAAGUCGCCCCGUUCUAUCUGCAGAUUCUGCACCUGGAACAAACGUGGGUGCGGGGCAGUUCCUUGCAGUAGUACCUGGAGCAGCUGCUGACCACCUGCCUUGUCCGGCAGGGACACAAAGAGACCUAGCGCAGCCAUCUGAUGUCAGGGAUUCCCUUCACACCCAACUUCUGUCAGCCCUUUGUUCACAGAGAACCCCAGAUAUGGCACCUUCAUCGCCACAACGACAGUCAAUCGACGCAUCACAACUGUUGUCAUCAACAUCAUCUUUAGUACAGUUGUCAUUACAACCUUCUGCAUCAUGUUCGACUCCCGCGUUUUCAGCGUCUGAUCUGAUGACCACCCCUGUGCCGUUCGCAGGGCAGCAAUCGGAACCACGGUCCAAAUCAUCUGCAUUACAAAUGGAGAGAUCAGCUAAGCAGGAGACGUCGCAGUUAUCACUAAUUCAGCCAUCCACACACCAGCUCCUCUUCAGCGCUCUGGCGACACAACCCGUCGCAUUGCCGUCGAUCUCCUUGUGCACAGAAGAAGUUGCUGGGUGGGAGAUGUCAUUACCAUCUUCAAUUCAGCCAUCAUCGGCAAACCUCUCCUGCUCUCCGUCGACGUCAACUCUAUCGGCACAGAAAUGUCCUACCCAACCCUCAACGUCAUCACCACUCUCAUCUGUGACAUAUUUUUCUUGGGAGCAACUGUCCGAAGCAAUAAAGGAAUUGAUCGCUGAACACUCAAGGCGUUCAUUGUCGUUGCACCUGUCAUCUUCCUCCUCCUCGGAAGGCUUCUUCUCAUGCACAAACCUAUCCAGUCCCGCCUUGCGUGCACCAUCGGCAGCCUUACAGCCCUUGGCUCGAAACGUGAACCCGUGUUUGACCACUCACUCAAUCGAACGACAGUUAGCUCCACCAUUCACACCAACAGAACAGUCAGCUUUCCCUUCCUCCUCCUCCUCCUCAUCCUCCUCUUCCUCUUUAUCCAUUGCCGAUGUGGCUGUUUGCCUGUCCAUGUCCUCCUCAGGCACUUCGUCAAUGUGUAUGAUGACAUCACAGUUGGACACCUCCUUGCUGUCACAAUGCCUCUGUUCACCGUUAUCUCUUCAAGAGCUUCAGCCACAGCAACUAUGGCAAUCAAUGUCUUCGCUGUCAGCUCCGUCAACAACUCACAGCACUCUGCCUUCACAUCCCUCGUCUCUUACGUCUCCUCCUCUAUCCUCUUCGGGAGGUAUCCUACAUACUCUCGGGCUGAGUUCGUGUACCGUGGCAGCGGCAUCGCAACUCGAAAUGCAACCUGUACCUCCCAAAACGGUCAUGGUGAUAGAUGCACAACCAUCACUGCAGCCAUCAUCGUAUUCCCACCAUUCAUCGGGAACCACGUCUCACUCUGCGAUCCAAUCCAUUCAAACUGAAGCUGGAGUCGAUCUCCCUGCCUCUGGCAACGGGAACCCGUCGAUUUCAUCUCUGACUGAAGUGGAUGUCAGUGCAGGCGACCAGUGUGCUCAUGCCCAGACUCUGUCAGAGACGUCUGUUACGCUUCUAAGUCUUCUUCAUAUUCCUUCUCCUGCGGUUCGAACCACACCUCACAUCGAAAUCCAUUCAAUUCAAUCUGCACCUGGAGUCGAUGUGACGACCACCUCUCAGCGCUCUCACAUUCGGAUCCCAUCAAGUCAUUCUGCAGCUGAGAUAAACACCGAUUCGAUCAACCAGUUUGUUCAAGUACGGAGUCUGUUGGAGACCUCGGACCCUCUUCCUCAUCUUCCUUAUUCUGCCGCGAGAACCACCUCUUACGCUGGGAGUUUAUCGAUUCAAUAUGCACCUGGAGUUGUUGUCAAGACCCCCUCUCAUAUUGAGAUCCCAUCAACUAAAUCUGUGGCCGAAGAGGGUGCCAAUUCAAUCAACCAGUGGGAUCACUCCCCGAGUCGGACGGGGAAGACGUCUGUCACGCUUCUUGAUCUUUCUUCUCCUGUAGUAGGCGAGGUAUUGCAGCUGUCGCACUCUGACGUUCAAUAUCCUCCUUGUAGCUCCCCGAGUCUGCCGGAAAUGUCUGUCAUGCUGCUUGAUCUUUCUUCUCCUGUAGUAAGCCAGGUUUUGCAGCUGUCGCACUCCGACGAUCGAUGUCCUCCUUGUGCUAACCCUCGAGAAGCAACUGACAGCGCUCGGGACAAGUUCACAGGCCAGACAUUCGAGAACCUAGUCGAUGAAGCUGCAUGUGGCCUUCUCUCCAACCCAGCGGAGACAGUGCAAGGAUUGCUCCAACCUGCCACCAAUCACUGCCUUUCGCUGUCACCAGGGCAAGCUUUUCAGUCGGCGGAUUCUGUGAUAACCUCUCUGACACAAGGGCAAGCUUUCGGGUUGCCAGUUACCGCAGUAACAACUCAUAGGAAGUGCCUACCUCCCACGUUGGGAGAAAGUAACAAUCCCCUGGUGUUCUAUGAUCUAGCAGCGCAGAUGAUCUUUCCCGGCGAUGAAGUUGCUUGUAUUUCCGAGGUCUCGACUGCAUCACUGACGACUGCCUUGGGUGAACUCCCAUCGGCAGGACAUGAAGAUCCAUGCGCUGGAAAAUUACCACCACCCCAACCCCAGUCCGUGGAAAAUGGACCAUAUGGACCCCAACGUGAUCCUGAAAGCGCUUCUCCUCUCCUUGGCUUCAUCGUUCCCCCCCAACCCUCCUCAGCUGGCUAUCUUACGGCAAUGUCCGGAUGGACUUUGCCAGCUGAAACUCUAAGUCAUCUCCGUAGUGAUCCCAUACAUGCUUCACAGCCUUAUACAAGAGCAAUCACGCCAGACUACCAGCACAAGACUGAGUCAAAGGAGGAGGGUCCAACAACUUCCUCGCCAUUGCCUACCUCCCAAUCCCAUCAAGAAGGAGGAUGUGGAGGAGGAGGAGGAGGGGGAGGGGGAGGGGGAGGGGGAGGGGUCCCCCGAGACCGGCGUUCACAGGACUCCUUCACUGUGGCUUCUGAGUGUGCUCGGUUACCUCGGAGUACCUGCACUCCCACUCAGCCGAUCGAGGCUUAUGACAGUCUGAAUCUGUCUGACAGUCACCAGUUAAGUUCUCAGUGCAUGGAGGGUGGUGCCUAUGAAUUGCCAUAUCUGCCUUCUUGGCAACAGAAUUUCACAGAAAGGAUAGCAUGGCCUGUUCCCACACCAUCUUCUUUGUCCUCACCUGCUCCACUGUUCUCUCUCUCUUCGCCGCUUUGUCAAGACGACUUGUUUGUGAAGUCCCCUCCUCCUACGACUACUACAUCUUCUCCGAUUCUGUCUCUGCACCUCUGCUCUCCCUCGGGUACGCCCUAUGGCGAGCUGGAGUCACCAUUCUCCCUCUCAAAUGUGACGAGGAGUGUCACACAGAGUGUCACACAUCUGACCUCUUCCGCCCCGACAACUCCAUCGACAGAAGGAUGCUUCUUUGAUACCUGGGACUCGCUGCACGUCAGCGAAAGAACAGCCUUUUCCCCUCUUCAGCGACCUGACUCCCAGUUGAUAUGUCAACGCUGUGCUGCUGUCCUUGUCUCUAGAGCUUCCCAGACAGUCAGCCGGUUCUCUGACUUGCAGCGAUCUGCUCAACAGGGACUGACACUUUGCAGCACAGUGACUGUCCUUAACUCCACCGACCCGAACACAGUCAGCAGCUCUGUCGGGAUCAGGUUGCCAUCAUACCAGGCUCAUCCCGGAGGGCAAGAACUCAGUCUCGCAAAUCACGAUCUCCCUGGUUCGUAUGGGGAGCGAAUCCGCGCCAGUGCUCCAUGGAACCACUCCUCGCAGGAGGAGGAGAAUCACCAGUUGUUUACCCAGUUUGCAUCAGCCGUUAGGAAAGAGGACGUCAGCUGUUCGACCCCCGGGAAGAUCGUGUCUGUCGGGGCUAAGGUGGAGUCAGGGAACCCUGUGUCUUCUCCGGGCUUCGUCAAGGAAUCAGAAUCUCUUCCACUUCCACAGAGUGGACCAGCAAUUGCACCUCUAUUGCCACCACCGCCAUCUACGUUGGCGACACGUCAUCCGCAGGAUGCUGCACCAUGUUCAUUGUCCUCAUGGAGUUGUCUGCACGUGUCAGUAUCACCGCCCUGCCCGGAUCAAACGGCCCUCGCUCACACAUACCCAUGUGUUGCAGGGCUUCCUCCUCCUCUGCCUCCUGCUGCUCCUCACUCAGCUCCUUCUUCUCCUGCUCCUCCUUUGCCUCCUUCCCCUUCUUCUUCCCCCCUCCUUCCUGUUUCCACUUCCCACCCUUCCUGUUUGUCAAAUGCCCAGCAACUGCCUCCGACCGCUGCCCUUCCGCAAUUUCCUGCAGUCCUACACAAUCGCUUAACGGCCACCACCAUCGACUCUUCAGAAGUUAAGGUAGAAAUUGCCACGAUCUCUCCUCCUCCUCCUCUGCCUCCUCCUCUUUUUGACCCAGUCUCUCCCAGACUCCCAUCAGUUGCCCAAGGGGGGCGAACUGUCGAUGAGUUCGGGAUACCAUCUACUCUUAUGUCAUCUACAUGCGCUUGGAUAGAGGAUCACUCUGCUGCAGCUGAUGUACGAGGAGGAGAAGGAGAAGGAGAAGGAGAAGGAGAAGGAGAAGGAGAAGGAAUGCAGGAGCUUUCACUGACCCUUCAUGGGUGCGCCGAGCACCAUACCGCCACCACUUCCUCCUCUAGAUCGCUCUUUUCAUCGUCAUCGACCUCAUCUUUGCUAGGACUGCAAAGCCGCUCAGCACUCCCGCCCUCAUGCUCUGUAAUCCCUAUCAUAUCGAAAACAGCAAUGCAGGUAUAUAAUCACUACAGCGAAGAAGAAGAUCAAGAGCAAGAGGAGAAGAGAGAAUAUAUCGACAAGGGAGGUGGUCAUAUUACCGUUAAAGAUGAAGGGCAAUUAUGUCUCAGUGGAAAGGAGAAACUUCCCAAUAGCAUUCGAGGGAGGGCCUGGACUUUGGCAGCUUGGCCUCCAACGACUGUCGUGACUCAUCUCCGUUCCUGUAGGAAAUUCCAUUCCACGUAUGAAGAGAAGGACGCCAGGAUCAAAUCCUGUACCAGGAUAGAUGAGGACCAAAAAUCCAGGAACAGAUCCAAGAUGUCGCUAGAAGAAGAGCAGAGGCAAGGCUGGAGACUCUGCACUUCCAGCACCAGGUUCAAAGAACAACAGCAGGCGAACGAAUCGCCGCCGACCAGAUCUGAAGAGGAUGAGCAAUCAAGGAACCAAACUUGGACCAGGUUCAAAGAAUGCCGGACCAGGACCAGGUUCAAAGAACAACGGCGGGCAAACGAAUUGCCCCCGAUCAGAUCUGAAGAGAAGGAGCAAGCAAGGAACCAAACUCUCACCAGGUUCAAGGAAUCACCAGUCAGGAAGAGUGAAGACGAAUAUGGAAGCAACCAAAUUUGGACCAGGUUCGAAGAAUGCCAGACCAAAACUCGGACCAGGUUCAAAGAACAACAGAGGGAAAACGAAUCACUGCCGACCAGAUCUGAAGAGGAGGAGGAGCAAGCAAGGAACCAAACUCUCACCAGGUUCGAGGAAUCACCAGUCAGGAGGAGUGCCGACGAACAAAGAAGGAACCAAACUUGGACCAGGUUCGAGGAAUCCUCAGCUAGGAACAUAUCCAGGACCAGGUUUGAAGACCGAGGUGGAGGAGGAAGAAAAAAGCAAUCAUUGGCGAGGCUCGAACUCCGACAGCAACAGACAAGUAAGAAGCAGAACAGCGAGCUUGCGUGGCAGUCUCCCAUUUCACCCUCUCCCAUUUCUCCCAUGCUACCAAGCGUUGAGCAGACGGAGCGCAUUGAGUUUGAGCUGGAGGUUGUCACCCAACAACUGAUUCAACGAGUAAGCAACGGAGUGGGCGACAUGAUCGAGUGCGAGGGGACAUCGCCUGCAAAUCUUGCUUCGCACAUAUUGCCGUGGUCAUGUGCUUUUGGCCAGGAUCUCAUCGCCGCUGCUGCUGCCGAGCAAGAGCUGCAAGCUGCAAAGCUGCAGGUAACUGCAGUCGCCUCACCAGCAGUCGACCCUGUGCCUCGACGAGUAGAAAACGGUGGAACUCUUACUAGGCAGGAAGGAGCGAGCAACCAGCAUCAAGAUAAACCUCGAAAGGGUGGCCAGUCUAUCUUCCGUGCUUACAAUUCUCACAAUAAUCAGUGCGAAGAUAAACCUCGAAAGGGUGGUCGGUCUGUCUCCCUCGCUCCUAAUUUUCAUGAUCAUCGUGACGAUGGAGUUUUCAAUGAGGUUGAGGUUAACUCAUCUCGGGAAAGUUGUAGUGUCCGACCUCCAGGGCAGAUCUAUCAGAAAGACGACGUCUUUGGAAGUCUUCUCUCAGAACCUUCUGCCACUGUAACCCACACUUCUGCUGCAGCAGCUGCUGCUCAGCUCCCACGAGCCUGGCCAUCCCAUCAACAUGGACAAGGCCAUGGCAAUGGCGAUGGCGAUGGCCAUGGAACUGGAACCAGAACUGGAACUGGAAAUGGAACUGACAGUGGAACUGGAACUUGGGAUGGAACUGGGACUGGUGAUGCAACUGGCUAUGGCUAUGGAACUAAGGAUGGGACUGGAAUUGGAACUGGAACUGACUAUGGAACUGGAACUUGCUAUGAAACUGGGACUAAUGAUGGAACUGGCAAUGGCUAUGGAACUAAGGAUGGAACUGGAACUAGAACUGGGACUGGAACUGCAACUGGAACUGGAACUGGAACUGGGACUGCAGCCGGUGAUGAAGAUGGAACUGAAACUGAAGAUGGAACUGGAACUGGCAAAGGAGAGGGAGCUGACGAUGGCAGGCGGAAGAACCAUGGCAUCCGUGACCUUCAGCAGUUGCGAGGGCGGCCAAACCCAUCUUCGUCGCAUUCGGUGAUCACCGUGUUGUUUCCCUUUCGUGCAGACGAAGCUGGUGCUUACACUGCUCCUCCUCCUGUGUCACCGUCGUCCCCCUCGCAAGCUCGAGACAGCCGCUACCACAUGCCACGAGCUUGGCACAGCCGUCCGAUGACACAAAGUCCUGAUCGGGAUCGGGAUGUCCGCCCCACGACAUCUCCCUCGCGGUCCGCUUCGUGGUCAUCGGCCGUUCUGUCGUCUUCUGCGUCAUUGCCGUUGCCAUCUUCACGUGAUACCGAAAUCUCCGACGAAUGUUCAACUGCAAGUCAUCACGAACAAGGAGAGAGGUUUUCCAAAAAAGGAAACUUUGUCUCCCGAUUGUUCAGGUCGUUAUGGAAGAAGAAAGCCCACAAGAAGGAUCAUGAUGGUCAACAUGGCCAUGGCCAUGGCCAGGCUCAGUCGGCCAUCGUCGGUCUGAGAGAGAUCGUGACGGAGAUGAACGAUCCUGACCCGAGGGGCCAGGUCGAUCAGAGAGGAAGCGACAUAAUGAUUUCUCCUCACACAACGACAUCACCUCCUCAUCUGCGUAAGGGAGCUCUGCCUGGCGAUGGAUAUGGCGGAAAGCAAGGACGACACUCGACGACUUUGUCGUCUUCGUCUGUCAUCAGAGGUACAAGGCGACGGCAACUGAAGGGUAACGGCAUCCAUAGCCAAGAAAAAUGCAGCUCCAGACACUAUCAAGGGGAGAAGAAAGUAGAUUAUGAUGUUGAUGACGAAGACGGGUUCGGGAUCAGGAGCGGGAGCGGGAUCGGGAUCGGGAUCGGGAUCGAGACGAAUGAUAAGCCUGUCUCGCGCAGCAAGGCGAGCAGAGGAGCAGCGGUUGUGACCAUUCAUGAGCGGUCGAGACAGAGCGCCGUUGACCGCCAUAUCCAAGCAGAAGUGGAAGAAGCAGAGUACGAAGGAGAAAUUCUAGAAGAAGAAGAAGAAGAAGAAGAAGAAGAAGAAGAAGAAGAAGAAGAAGAAGAAGAAGAAGAAGAAGAGGAGGAGGAGGAGGAGGAGGAGAUCUCGCAGUCACCACAGCUACCACAUCACUCUCCUCGGCGGUGGCCUCCAGGAUUCGGGAGUUUUCGACAGGGUUUCGUGUCCAGCUGGUCGAGAAAAGAGAAGAGAGAGGAAGCCCGGAAGGAUGCCUUCAAAAUGUUGGUGGAUGGCGAGUAGUGCAACUAGGCCCUCAAAGAACUGGCUAUGGCGACCAGAGCCAGGCGAGGCGA
Messenger RNA from Chara braunii, 18892 nucleotides. The record is from the annotation of a GenBank genome assembly. Lineage: Eukaryota; Viridiplantae; Streptophyta; Charophyceae; Charales; Characeae.